Molecule: messenger RNA, 363 nt
Organism: Tetrahymena thermophila SB210
Lineage: Eukaryota; Ciliophora; Oligohymenophorea; Hymenostomatida; Tetrahymenidae
Exons: 2
Source: RefSeq, a predicted model, not a curated record
AUGAUUAAGGUUGCUUUGUAGAUGAUCUUAUAGAAUUCCCAAUAGUACAUUGUAUCUCUAAAUCCUGCAAAUAUGUAUGAAUAUUACACUUUAAUAAAAAAAGACUUCUUUCCCUUUCUUACAAGAUACACUUUAACAAACAAAAUAGCAGGUAUGAUAAUUCCAUAGAUGAUCAAUAGAGGCUGCAAUAAAGACCAAAGCAAUUAAUAGAACCACAAAGGUUGUAAACUAGGGCUCUUUGCAUAUAAGCAGUCUAUAGAUUUACUGAUAGCUCCUAAUGGAUUACCUGAUAUUUAUACAGGUACUGAAAUAGCCAUAAAAUUGCUAAAUAAGCUACAAAUCAAAGAAAGAAUUUGCAAAUGA